Messenger RNA from Phlebotomus papatasi, 976 nucleotides. RefSeq names its product alpha-ketoglutarate-dependent dioxygenase alkB homolog 4. Gene Ontology annotation, biological process: oxidative demethylation. Gene Ontology annotation, molecular function: oxidoreductase activity; demethylase activity. The record is from RefSeq and is a predicted model, not a curated record. The transcript has 2 exons. The coding region runs from base 1 to 912 and encodes 303 amino acids. Lineage: Eukaryota; Metazoa; Arthropoda; Insecta; Diptera; Psychodidae.
AUGGACUACCCAAGACCUUGUGGAUGUAAAGGAUGUCGAACUUGUUUGCUCUGUGAAAAGGAAUAUGGGAUAAAUAAGAAAGAUUUCAUGGCAAAGUAUCAGGAGCUAAAACCGUAUGUCUUUUGCUAUAAAUGCGAAAAACUUGUUCCCGGAUGGGAUGUUGAUGAGGUACUGAAAGAUCACGACAACCAUUCGAAUGGGUUAGAUUUCCCAGGGAUUUUUGUACUUCCGGACUUUAUAUCAGAGUCGGAAGAAAUUGGACUGAUGCGAGGAAUCGAUGGGAUGCCUUGGGAUAUUUCCCAGAGUGGAAGGAGGAAGCAAAACUUUGGCCCAAAGACAAAUUUCAAGAAGAUGAAGCUGCAAACUGGACAAUUUCGCGGAUUUCCGGCUUUUUCUCAGUUUGUCCAGGAGAGAUUCAACACAGUACCCCUUCUGAAAGCUUACCAAACCAUCGAACAGUGUUCGCUGGAGUAUGAUCCUCUCAGGGGAGCUUCUAUUGAUCCUCAUAUCGAUGACUGCUGGAUCUGGGGAGAAAGGGUCGUUACCGUGAACUGUUUAUCUGAUUCAGUCCUCACUCUGGCUCCAUACAACGGUGAUUCCAAGAGAUACAACAUUUUCCUCGUGGAUUCCUACCAAAAACACUUAAUCUCGCCCCUAGCUCAAUCCCAAUUUGAAGAUAUUCUCGUGAGGAUUCCCAUGCCCAGGAGAUCAUUGAUUGUCCUCUACGGAUCCCCAAGGUAUCAAUGGGAGCAUUCUGUGCUCCGGGAAGACAUCCAACAGCGUCGGGUUUGCAUCGCUUACAGAGAAUUUACACCAACUUAUCUGGAUGGAAGCAAUGAAUUGGCUGAGGAAGUCCUCAGGAGAGCUCGGCAAUUUUUCUCCACAGCAGAAGUUGAUUCAUUUUCCAGAUAAUUCCAGAUAAAAUGCAAUAAAUUUUAUUUAAAUGUAUACAACAAAUAAAAAAUAUUCUCGGAAU